Molecule: messenger RNA, 2022 nt
Organism: Artibeus jamaicensis (Jamaican fruit-eating bat)
Lineage: Eukaryota; Metazoa; Chordata; Mammalia; Chiroptera; Phyllostomidae
Gene: DPEP1
Product: dipeptidase 1
Exons: 11
Coding region: 599-1831 (410 amino acids)
Biological process (GO): proteolysis
Molecular function (GO): metallodipeptidase activity
Source: RefSeq, a predicted model, not a curated record
CCAGCUGACAUGUGUUGGACAUCCAGCUCCUUGUCCUGCUCCAUGGUGUCGCAGAGGCCCCCGGGAUGUUUCAUCUGUAAGAAGUGGACUUCUUGUGCAAGUGAAGCUGGCUAGAGAACUUAGGGGAGGGCUGAAACUUGAGAAAAACAAUAACAAACCCCCAAGCUCAGGACCAGGGAGCCGGGCGGCCUGAGACAGGUCCCAGCAGCACCUUCUUCCUCGCUGGGGGCUCAGCACAGGACCACGGACCUGGGCUCUGUGACCCCCCACCUCUGGAGCCCCUGGGUGAGGGUGCACCUGUUAGUGGGCCCCUGCUGUAUACUCGGCGAGGCCCGAGCGUGAACUGGGCGGAGACGGACAGACCUCAGGCCCAGUCCUGACGGAGGCAAUAACAGUGCAGCCUUCAGCUGCAUCGUCGUGGGCCCAGCCACAAGUGGGGACUUGGCACUUGCCCUUCCUCGCCAGGAAUGUGCUGACCACUCAUAAACAGUGAUCACCUGAACAAAGGCCUCUGCACUGUCUUCCAGCCGCGGCUUAUCCUCCGUGCACAAGACAGUCGGGCCUGGCGCAGCGUGGGAGUAGGCCCCUGGGGACUGUCAUGUGGGCCAGCUGGUGGCUCUGGUCCCUGGUGGCCAUCUGCACCGCAGACAGGUUCCAGGAAGAGGCGAAGAAAAUCAUGCAGGCCACCCCUCUGAUUGACGGGCACAACGACCUGCCCUGGGUGAUGCUGGAGAGGUUCAACAACCAGCUCUGGAGGGAGGAGGCCGACCUGAACCACCUGGCCGACACCCACACCAACAUCCCCAAGCUGAAGGCUGGCUUUGUGGGGGGCCAGUUCUGGUCCGCGUAUGUGCCCUGUGACACCCAGAACAAAGACGCCGUGAGGCGGACACUGGAGCAGAUUGAUGUCAUCCACCGCAUGUGCCAGAAGUACCCUGAGACCUUCGUGUGCGUCACCAACAGCAAAGGCAUCCGACAGGCCUUCCAGGACGGGAAGGUGGCCAGUCUGGUUGGUGUGGAAGGCGGCCACUCCAUCGACAGCAGCCUGGGCGUCCUGCGGGCAUUCUACCACGUGGGGAUGCGGUACCUGACCCUCACACACAACUGCAACACGCCCUGGGCCGACAACUGGCUGGUGGACAAGGGGGACGACAAGGCCCAGAACCAAGGCCUGUCGCUCUUUGGGAAGAGCGUGGUGCAGGAGCUGAACCGGCUGGGUGUCCUCAUCGACCUGGCGCACACGUCCGUGGCCACCAUGAAGGCUGCUCUGAACCUGUCUGCGGCCCCGGUCAUCUUCAGCCACUCCUCCGCCUUCCAGCUGUGCCAGCACCGGCGGAACGUGCCAGAUGAUGUGCUGCAGCUGGUGAGGAAGAACGGCGGCCUGGUGAUGGUGAACUUCUACAACGACUAUGUCGCCUGCAAAAAGGAGGCCAACCUGUCCCAAGUAGCAGACCACCUGGACCACAUCAGGAAGGUGGCAGGGGCCGAAGCGGUGGGCUUCGGGGGGGACUUCGACGGUGUCUCAAGGGUCCCCACGGGGCUCGAGGACGUGUCCAAGUACCCAGACCUGGUCGCCGAGCUGCUCCGGAGACAGUGGACGGAGGAGGAGGUCAGGGGCGCCCUGGCCAACAACCUGCUGAGGGUGUUCGAGGCGGUGGAGCAGGCAAGCAACCACAGCCGCCCCCCGGGGGAGGCGCUCAUCCCGAGGGAGGAGCUGGAGGACUCCUGCAGGACCUACUACGGCUACUCGCAGGCCCCCAGCUUCCACCGCCAGUCGGGGGUCCUGCUGGCCGCCCUCACCCCUGCCCUCCUCAGCCUGCGACUUCUAUGACACCCUGGGCUCUGGAAGCUCAGGGGAAACUGGACCGUGGAGCACCCUGGGCUCCAGGCACACGGCUCCUCGCACAUGACUGGCCUGAGCGGGCACCUGGGCAGCAGGCUGCAGGGGUGGGGGCUCGGGACACGGGCCCACAGAAGACCCUCAAUAAAGGCACCCACCCCUUUGAGCCCUCGGGCUGUGUG